AUGACUUCUUCACUCUCUCCAGGAAAGGUGCUGCUUCUCGCAGCUCACUAUGCUACGCAUGCAGAUAUCGAGAGCUUGGCCCGCUUGUCCAGCCAGCAGACCAAGGUGCUGCACAAGGAGCUGUUGUUGAGGAUUCUUCUCACAUAUCUUCCUGAGAUCGUUAAACCUUCCAUCUAUGUUGGUUUCUUGCUCUCACUGGCCAGGGACAGUCUCGAGGAAUACUCCGAUGGCGUGUUAGACACAGCUCCAGUUGAAGGCUUAUCAGAGGAUGAGGUCUCUAAGCGUGCAAGGAAGCUUCAUCUUCAACAACUUACGUGCACCGACGCACCCAGUCACUUUCACAAUGACCCGAUAAGCACCUUUCUUAUCCAGAGGUCGUAUAGAAUGGACAGCGAAACCGGGCUCUUAUCACAGGUUCUCAGCCUGCUCACUCCCUUUUCAUCUCACUCACCAGAACUUCGGUCUUGGAUAACCUCAACAGUUGUUCCAUAUGUAAGGAGAAACGUGGAAUAUUAUACGGAUGAGAACCCUCCGUACUCUCUACUCGAAUUUCAGAAGCUCUCAGAUCCAGCCGCAGUGCUAUAUCUGCUUUCCAGGACUGGCAGCCGUGAAGGGGAGAAAGGCCUCAUUGGCCGUGACAUCAGAGGACUCAUCGGGCCAUGGCUUCAGGGACAUAUUCAUUGGCGUUCAAAACCAACCGAUGACGACAAUCACAAUGUUAGCGACGCCGUCUUCUCUGCUGGCUGGGAGCAGUUUCUGGAAUGGCUCACUGAUCAAGCAGUGACUUCAUGGACAGUUGCUGUCGCUGUAACUGAGCAGUGGGGAGGACCAAAAGACCUGGAUUUAGGAGAAACGACCGGCUCAGAACUGACAGAAUCUCAGUUUCAGUACUUGCUCCAAGGCUAUGCACGAGCAGCACUUGCAUCUGCAUAUUUGAUUUCCGAAUCCACGGUGGAGGCAUUACCUGGUGCCUAUCAAAUUACGACACAUAUAAUGUCGUUACUUGGCCAUGACAACAUCUCCCCGACCCUCGAUAUGGCAGUUUCUAGACUGCCUAACAUGUCUGACUUUGAUGCGUCGUCAUUCCUUGGCAUGAAAACUGCGACCUAUAUGAGAAACGAUCUGCUUAGAGAAACAAACCCAUUGACUUCUCCCACGGAGGCAGCAAUGGUCCUACUGCUGGCUUUAAUUAUGAGUGCUUCUAUUUGUACCGGCUUCGGAGUGCCUUACUCUGUCAGAAAGGCCGGAGACUUGGCUUUUAUUCAGGACCAACGCGAGCAAAAAGGCGAGAUUGCCAAACUUAUUCGAAGUGCGUCCACUCGAAUACAGGGUGACGAAGAUCAAUACUGGUCACAAGUGAGAGACAAAAUCCUAUGGUUGAACACGUGGGGUAUAAGUAGAGAUCAACCAGCCAGUUCUGAAGCCAUAAGAGGCAUCGCUGGGACGGUGUCUACGGAGUUUAUCGAAACGGAGAUACUCAAGGCUCUACUCUCCAACUCACGUUACGCCCUUGCCAAAAGCAUCUACGAGGACGGUCACAGCAAGCCCCUUGCCGCGGAAAUAAUACAAGACACAGUAUAUCAAGCGGCACUACGCGCUUUUGACAAUGCUUCCAACCCGAACCGGUCGAGAGGAGGGCUCAAGAAAUGUGAUGAGAUCAUCCAUUCGUUCCCAGCGACAUUGGACAAGACGCAUCCAGCUACCAAGCGCGUGGAAGCGUUGUUGCGAUGUACGCAUGCCUUGAGUGAUUAUCGACUUACACUCAAGCAAGGAGAGCCAUUCAAGCCCGUAGUCCUUCGAGUGCACUCUGAUCCAAUAUCAAUCAUCGACAAAGUCCUUGAGCAAAACCCAAAGGCAUACACACGUCUCCCCGAGUUCCUGGAAAUGGCCGCCAACAUGGUUCGCGCCGGUAUAACGCAACAAGCCCGCUCCAUCAAAUUCGAUUCAGAAACAGGAGACAAUAGCAAGGAGCUUCAUCGUGCGGAGAAGCUGAUCAUUGCUUCAUGCAUAGAGGCAGCACUAAGAGAAGAUGACUUUGAGACGGCUUACUCCUACGUUGUUAGUCGUCUAGAAACACCCAGCUCUGAUGGAGACCAAGACGAAUGGUCUUGGAAGGCAGCCCUAAAAGCAGGCCAGUAUAUCCGAACCGAGAGGACGUUGCUGCCAACGCAUCUAGGUAUUGCAAGUGGCAACCCCGAGAUCCGUCACCUAGAGCAGCGUAUAGAGUGUCUCGCAACCGCGCUACGUGUCGCACCCACCUCUCAGCUUCAGGAGAUCCUCAAAACUUUCCGACGCUGCGAAGAGCAGCUGGAUUCCGCCAUCAACGAGGAGGCUGCCGCCGAAGCUUCCUGGGCCGGAGUUGGAGAAGUUCCGGGAGCGUUUGAAUCACAAGCCCCGCAGAACUUACAGCCAGCAAGGAACAUGACGGCCACGGCUGCCUCUAGGCAGGCAGAAGAGGCGCCAAUGUCCCUUUUCGAUCUCUCACGAGCAACCGCCAGCAUGGCAUCGCGAAAUUUCACCAAGCUGUCUAAUUUACCUUCUCUCGCAACCUCCAGAGCACCGGCUUCACCAUCUCCGUCUGAGGAGGCGCCGCGGGUGAGGAAGAGGGACCAGCUCAGGGAAGCAGCCACUGGCACGCUCGUCUCUGGAGUUGGUUGGUUAAUAGGGGCAAAUGUCAAUCGAGAAGCGACGGAGACUUGA
Molecule: messenger RNA, 2700 nt
Organism: Trichoderma gamsii
Lineage: Eukaryota; Fungi; Ascomycota; Sordariomycetes; Hypocreales; Hypocreaceae
Exons: 3
Coding region: 1-2700 (899 amino acids)
Biological process (GO): retrograde vesicle-mediated transport, Golgi to endoplasmic reticulum
Source: RefSeq, a predicted model, not a curated record